This is a messenger RNA of Podarcis lilfordi (Lilford's wall lizard), 23098 nucleotides long. The record is from the annotation of a GenBank genome assembly. NCBI's taxonomy places the organism in Eukaryota, Metazoa, Chordata, Lepidosauria, Squamata, Lacertidae.
AAUGCACCGCUGCCGCUCCCCCCCUCAAGCCGCCUCUCAGAGAGACUCGCUUGUAUCCCAUGAGCCACUGCUCUCCCCCUUUGCCGCCGGCGCACCUGCGCCUUUAAGGGUCGCCGCCUUCCGCCUUGCUUCCCUCCGCUGCCCCACAAUUCCGCGCGGCGCGCUCCCCUCCUCUCCUCCCUCCCUCCUCGCAGGGCCCCCUGAAGCCGCAAAAUGGCGGACACAAUGAGUAGCCUCCGCCGCUGCUGCAACUGCCGCCGCCGCCGCCUCCUCCUGCCGCCCGCAGCUUGACUCGAGCCCGCCUGAGGGCGCCGUCGACCAGCUUCUCCGCCCCACCAGCGUCCCCUCCCCGCGGCUUCCUCCUCUCCCUCCGCCGCCAGGCAGGCGCUUCCCGCUUUCCCCGCGCCCUCUUCGGCGCGCAGGCCCCGCCGGCUCCCUCCCUCCUCCGCCUCCUCCUCUCCCGCCAGCGGCGGCAUGAAGCUGACGGACAACGUGCUGCGGAGCUUCCGCGUGGCCAAAGUGUUCCGCGAGAACUCGGACAAGAUCAACUGCUUCGACUUCAGCCCCAACGGCGAGACCGUCAUCUCCAGCAGCGACGACGACUCCAUCGUGCUCUACGACUGCCAGGAGGGCAAGUGAGUGUACUGGGAGGGGGCGGGCAGGCCCGGGCAGGCGGGGGGGGGCAGAGAGAGAGGCUCUCUCUGAAGCCGGGAGGAGGCCCUUCAGACCUCUCGCACGUGAAGGGGAGUCAGUGGAGCGGGGGGGGGGCUUGAAGAGAGAAAUUUAGAACAUUAAAAAUAAACCGGUUCUCGGCAUCUGAGGAUGCUUGUGGAGGAGGGCGGCUUGGGGACCGGUGUGGGUGUGUUGUUGGCAGGACCGGCUGAAGGACAAGAAGCGCCUCGGGGUUGGUGGGAUGCCCCGACUUCCAAGGAGGGAGGAACCGAGGGCAUAGGCCCCCCCCCCAUUUGUAUCCCGCCGCUGUGAAAUCUGUGAGUAGGGCCUGUCUUCUAAUAUUCUUGGGAAAGUGCAAGUGCUCUAUAAGGAUUGGUGGUGUUUCCUGCCUUAGAGAAAAGCAAGUUGUACAUCUUAAAGGAAUCAGCUAAAGGCCCCCCCCCCUUUGGUUUGUCAGCCUAGAUUGCUUAGAGCGUGGUGCUGAUAACGCCAAGGUUGAUCCUGGUAUGUGGCAGCUGCUUAUUCCUGCAUUGCAGGGGGUUGGACUAAAUGAUCCCUGGGUCCCUUCCAACACUACAGUUCUAUGAUUGGGUUCCCCUCCCUGCCUAUGUUGACACUUGUGCCCCCUAACCUUUGUAUUUAUCUAUGCAAAUAAGCAGUGUGCUUGGUCCUAGGGGUUUAGGAGAAAAUCUCUAUGUUGAUGGUGACUUCAACAAGAUAGCAUUAUUGUGGGAUCUUUAGCACAUGGAUGUGUUAGGGAUGUAGGUAUACUGGGGCUGAGUGGAGAAAGGCAUGUAUAAAAACAGUACCUCAGUUGGAAUACGGUUGUUUCAGCAGAGGAUCAUGAAGUGAGUAAUUGUCCCGUCAGUAGCACCAGAUAUAAUGCUGUAGAAUAGAUAGACUGCUAAGUAGCUGCCCUUUCAUUUUUAUCAUUGUGAGAAAAUGAAGUUGAAAUUAUACCGGCAAUCGGGUCAGACACAACUCCAUUUGUGUUGCCCUACUAAAUGAUUUGGUGAUUAUAAGUAUUCUUGCAAAUGCAAUUUGCUGCUACUGUUAGUAGAUUUCAAUGAAAUAAAAUGCAUUUAUAAAGGUUUAUGUUCAGUUUUCUUUCCUUCUCACUCAGUGUCUUGUUAAAGUCGAUACAGAAAGCACCUUUCUUUGACCCACUUCCUUGUUUUUAUAUGUGAGACCAAAACAUUGAGACAAUGUGAAUGAUUACCAAAUCCUAGUGAAUGUGAUAUUUUAAGCAUCACACCUAUAACAGAAUUUUCUUCAGCUCGCCUACUAAAAGUCUGGUACACUAAUAAAGUAGUUCCUACCCCACUUCCAAAUCUGUGCUUCUGUGGGGUAGAGGUGUACCUAGGGGUUGGCGACAUUUGCCCUUGCUAGGGGCACAAAAUUCACCCAUCAGGCAGAAUCCUCCUGUUAUACUUGUAGUGCCAGGUAUCUCAGGAAAGGUUGUUGCUGCUACAGGUGCAGGAGGGGACGGAAAGGGUCCUCAGAGCAGCUACCAGGCAGAAAACAGUGCAGCUGCCCCAUUCAGCCCCAAGGAGACAUGUUCCUCCUGUCCAGGCAACCUCACCUGCUGCUCAGAUUUGAUGGGGGCGGGGGAUACAGCUCAAGAGCACAAGGGACCCUAGGUAUGCCUCUGCUAGAGGGUAGAUUAUAAGGGAGUUUUUUUUCUGCCAGAGGUUGGGGACUCUGCCAGAGGUUGUCUUCUGUUGACAGCCAACCACCAGUGGUAUCGUGGAGGCGGGGCAAAGAGGUUUUCCCCUUUCCUGCUGUAUCUAGCUUGCUUCACUUUGUUGGGGGAUGGGUUGGGUGUUAGACACAUUCAUUUUGCAUAUUUAAUCCAUGUGGUCCCAGCACACAACUUGUGUGUGCUCCUCAUGUGCACACACCAGAUGUUGGGAACUGAAGUUGUGCAUAGUCUCCACACAGGGAAAGGGAUGACAUGGGUAUGGAAGACCCUAGGCCACAUCACAUUUGGGUUGUGUGUGAGUGAGAGUUAGGGGGAAGGGUGCCGGGUGCCAGUUGUCAUUUUUUAUUUUCACCUUGCAGCUGUGUUAUCACGUCUUUGGUACUGCUGAUACCAUUACAAAUGUAAAAUGUUGAUUUAUGUUGCAUUUUUAGGCAUUUUGGACUGUGACCUUCCAGAUUUUCUAUGUAUAUCUUUGAUCAGUAAUGUGCAGCUAUGUUAGGAUUGUUUUCACAUUAGCUGCUAGAUACCUUGAAGAAUCAAGAAGGGAAACAAAAUUUCCAAUACUUUUAAAGACACAUAAUAAUAAAUUAUUAAAAUUCAGUGAGAUACGGUUUUUCAAAAUAAUUGUAUUAAUAGUAUUUCUUACUAUACAUAGAUAUAUAAUCUGUCAUCAGUUGUACUCCAUGAUUUAUACUCUUGUCUUUUGUAGACAGAGUUCCCAUAUUUGCGGCUCUCCCGUGUGGUGUAGUGGUUCAGAGCGGUAGUCUCAUAAUCUGGGGAACCGGGUUCGCGUCUCAGCUCCUCCACAUGCAGCUGCUGCGUGACCUUGGGCCAGUCACACUUCUUUGAAGUCUCUCAGCCCCACCCACCUCACAGAGUGUUUGUUGUGGGGGAGGAAGGGAAAGGAGAAUGUUAGCCGCUUUGAGACUCCUUAAAGGGAGUGAAAGGUGGGAUAUCAAAUCCAAACUCCACUUCUUCUUCCCCUCUUGAAGAGUCUGCUCUUUUCCAUGUAUUUUAAAGUACUUAACUCCAUUAGCUGACCCUAUCCGGGCAAAGUUUAGAAUAUUAGCGGGGGGGGGGGCAGUUCCAAUUCAUUCUACUGCUGAAUAGGAAUCAUGGUUUCUGUUUUCAUUCUGAGAGCAUCAAAUAAUCUUUCGCAGUCAACCUUCAGGAUAGUGAAAUCUUUGCCAAGAAUGAAGCUAUCUUUUCUAUUAAAAAAAACGUUUCUUCUAUUGAAACCCAUAUUAUUUUUGCAUCUGUCUGAUUUAGGUUUAAAGCAAUUUUUCAAAUUUCAAAGGAAAAAAUCAUUUACUUGUUAAAUUGGUUGCCCCUAGCAAGAGUGUCCAGAGCUUAUGAAAUGAGACAUCAAUGAAAAGCACAAUCACAUGUAAUCAGACUAUGUGUUGUUGUGUAGCUGCAAGCUUUAUUUUCUCCUUGUUUAAGGCAGUUCUUAGACCAAAUAAAUGCCUUUUUAAUAAUUGACUAUCAUGAAAGCAGUCCUAUGAUCUUGCAUGCUGGCAUUGGUGACACAUACAGUUUGUUCCCUCCCUUUCCCCAAGGGGAGUGUGUAUCAAGCCAAAAAGAGUUCCUUACCUUCUCACUUCUUUGUGGGCUCAAUUUUAUGGAACUCCUUUCCAGCUGAGGUCAGACAGCCCCCUUCCCUGUUGAACUACUGAAGAUAUUUUAAUUGAAGUAUUUUUAUAGUUCCGACCAAUUUUAUAGUUCCAUCAAAAAAUUCAUUUUUGUGUAUUAUAUUUCUUGUACAGUGCUUAGAGGUGGUUAUAGUUAAGCAGUAUAUAAAUUGUUUAAAUAAAUAAUAAACAAAAAGGGGAUUUUGCCACCUGUUGUUGAAUCUCAGUUUACAUGCUCUUUUUAUAUUUGUUCUUCUACUCUGUUGAUUCUCACUCUGACCACAGAUAGACAAAUUGUAAUUAAGUGUCCCACAUUCACCUAAUACUUCUGUCAGUUUGAAGAGGACAUAACAUACCAGAGCGCAAUGAAUUUUUGAGUGCUAGAUGUUAUAGAAGUGGCACAGUAUAGUGGUACCUUGGGUUAAGUACUUAAUUUGUUCCGGAGGUCCGUUCUUAACCUGAAACUGUUCUUAACCUGAAGCACCACUUUAGCUAAUGGGGCCUUCUGCUGCCGCCGCACCGCCGGAGCACGAUUUCUGUUCUCAUCCUGAAGCAAAGUUCUUAACCCGAGGUACUAUUUCUGGGUUAGCAGAGUCUGUAACCUGAAGUGUAUGUAACACCCUUUCACUUAGCAAGAACAUAAUUUUCACUCCCCUACCUAUGUUACAGUAUCAACAAGUUUGAAAAUAAAAUGUAUUUGUGUUUAUUGCUUAAAUACUAUAAUCUACCACUAUAGGCCAUGUUUAGUGUUACAGGAGCAAACCACAAACCUGGGCUUAUGCAUUCCCAACAUUCCUUUUGCUGUGAGAAGGAUGAGCUUGAAAGCUUCUGCUUUCAAUUUUAAACUAACUACAAUUAUGUCCAAAGUUGGGACUCUGAUUAAACUCUCUAGCCAUGGUUUAUGAUUCUUACAUGAAUCAGUUGAAUCAAACCAGAGAUCCUGGAGUGCGGACAAGGAGGAAUCGUAAUUAAAAUUAAAAAUACAGUCAUACUUUGGUUGUCGAACGCCUUGCAACUUGAAUGUUUUGGCUCCCAAACUGCGCAAACCCCGAAGUGAGUUCUUUGGAACUCAAAUGUCUUCUGUGGCUUCCAAUUGAGUGCAGGAAGUUCCUGCGGCCAAUCCAAAGCUGCAUCUUGGUUUUCUAACAUUUUCGGACGUCGAAUAGACUUCUGGAACGGAUUCCGUUCGAAAACAAAGGUACGACUGUAGAUGCUUCUGACCACCCCUUCCUGGUGUACCCCAUGGCUCAUUCCUAUAAUACUAAACUAUAGUUUACUGGUACAUUCAAAGUGACUUAGCCUAUGAGAUGCAGUAUCUAGACUGGGUUUUGAUGCGGAAGGCCCAAGUUCAAAAUUGACUCAUCCAUAAAGUUCAUAAGCUCCUGGCCAAUAUAUAGUUUUUAUGAUGAGACAGAUAACAAAUCUCUUCUUGCAGCAAGCUACAAUGAUUGCUUUUAAAUUUCCUGGGUAAAGAUUCAGAAAUACUGGCAUGACUCAGUAGCCAAACAUGUUUAUGACUUCCUCUGAACCUUCCCCUCCCCCACGUUUUCUCCAUGUGUUAUAGGAGAGGUCUUCUAUAUCGUGCUGAGCUCUGGGCCAGGCAAAAUAAGUGCUGACUUGUGCUACUUCUGCCUGGCUAUGUGUAAAGUAAAUAGCAAACUCCUUUUGUGUAUGUUACAAGAUUUGACAGAUGUGAGGGAAUUUCUUACUGUAGUGGAAGAUUAGAUCUAGGGCUCGGAUUUGGGUUGUGUCUGCACAUCAUGCUAACCCAUGGUUUGACAUGAUACCAAGGAGCUGAAAUAAGGCUUAUGCACUGCCACCGCCUCUCCCCUACCUCUGUGUAGCCAGAAGGAAGCUUUUGACUGCAUCUGGUUUCACUUUUCUCUGAAUCUUUGCUUGUUGUGUCAUCUGGGCCAGGAUUUAUUAUAAACUCUGAGUGGUUUAACAAACCAGCUUCAGACACCAUGGUUUGAAGUGAGCUUGUUUUGAAUCUGAUUCAUUGGAACUGUUUCUAGCCCCACAAUCUCUUUAUUUAAUGGCAUACACUAGCAUGUAAAAAAAAUCAUUUGUUAGUCACAGUUCAUUUUGUGGUAAUCAAAGGUGACAGAAACAGCAGUCUUAAAAUGGCAGUUGUCUUCUUUGAGUGAAGGUGUUCAAUUGCUUUUUUAAAGGUUUUGAUAUGGCUAAGCGGAGUUCUUGUAUGUUGGAACAAGUAUAAUCGUUCUUGUAUUUCUUCCUGGCAGACCUAAGAGAACACUAUACAGUAAAAAGUAUGGAGUGGAUCUCAUCAGAUACACGCAUGCUGCCAACACUGUGGUGUACAGUUCCAAUAAAAUAGAUGGUAAGUGAUCUAUUCAUUGUCUCUGAUAUCUACUUGCUUUUUGGCAGGGAUAGAUAAUAAAUACUUGAGCAAAAGAUUGGGCUUGACUACAUUGAGUGGUUUAUUCAUUCAAGCUUUUAGAAGGUAAAUGAAUAUUUUCCUGCUCUUAAUGUUUGAUCUCUAAAUUAUUAUUUUAAAGAGAUACCUUAGUCAAUUCUUGACUGAACUUUUAAUCAGGGUGAAAUGAAAGCCUGAACCAUUGAUUUGAUGCAAGCUAAACAUGUAUGCAGGUGUCUCUUAGCUUUGCUACUGGCUUAUGCAAUUUUAACCAUGUCUACUUAGAGGUAAGUCCUAUUGAGUUCAGUGUGACUUACGUCCAGGUAUGUGAGGUUACAAUUGCAGCCUUAGAACUUGCCCUCAUCUCUUGUUUUCCCCAACCGUAAAUGCGUUAUGUUUACUUAGGAAUAUAAAUUGGGGUCUGUAAAUUCAUAAAUUCAUUCCUAAAAAACAUUACAGUUCAUUUGACAUGACUCUAUGUGGUUAACGAUGUUGAUUAUCUUUAUCAGACUGGGUUCUGUUGGUCACAUCAGAUGUACAUUUUUUAGUAUUUGAGCUUGUCUUGAGCAGAAACGUGAACCUGAAAGAGAUUUAUGAAUAUGGGCUUUGAUUUUUCCCCCUACUCAUUCUAUCCUUCCCACACUUUUCCUGCUUCUUUUUCAGUCGCAUCCAUUUCCCCAAACUACUCUCCUCACUUCUGUUGUUGUGCUUGCUCUGCAGAUUCUGCAGUUCCCACCUUCAGUUUAUUUAUUGAAUUUAUAUCCCAAUCCUACCAGUGCAACCCUUUCCUCAACUAUUGACAUGUUUGCUCCUCUCUCACAACAGCUCUCUCAUCUCGAAACCUGGCUUGUUUCAUCCAUUCAAUAUCUCUGUUCAUACUCUAAUACAGAUGAGCAGUUUCUGCUUCUCAUCUACCAUUUAUCUAGUGGGUAAUCAUUAAUUUCUGACUUUUAACUUGAUAAUGUUGUCUCCUUAAGUUGACAUUUAAGCAUUUGAACAAACCAUGCUUGAUUAAAACACUGAACAAGUUUUCUAGCUUGCUUUUCAUCCUCUGGAAGUGGUGAGAAAUUUAUUUCCCCACCCCCCUGUUGGCCAGCUUCAUUCCCUCGCCCACAUACCCCUGUGGGCCACCCUCCAAUUAUUGGCAGUUACAGUGAGCACCUUUAAAGUCCAUUUGUGAGUAUGAUUUGAUUUAACACUGCACCUGCAAAUGGACAAAGCUGGGCUCAGUGGGGAACCCCUUAGUGCAGGCUUCCUCAACCUCGUCCGUCCAGAUGUUUUGCGACUGCGACCUGAUCACUGGUCCUGCUAGCUAGGGAUCAUGGGAGUUGUAGGCCAAAAACAUCUGGAGGGCCGAGGUUGAAGCCUGCCAUAGUGCAACCAAUUCUAGUAAAGCUUGAUGGUGGUGCUGAUUUAAGCUCCCAGUUGUUAUUUUGUAGCUGCAUCCUUACCUGUCCCACACCUGUCCAUAUAUAUGCCAUCAGGUGUGGGGUGGGCGGGCGGGCAUGUUUGAGGAAAGCAGCCUUGCUUGCCAUUUUGGGUCCUGUGCCCGCAGGGUGGAGGUUUUUCGCCCUUUGUAGGGCAAGCUUCUAAAAUUAUCCUUUUUAAGCUGUAAGUACAAGGAAUUUAUUUUAUACUCAUAUCUAUUUUGGCUCAAUGUAGUAACAUCUUGAGUAAAAUAAUAAAACUUUUGUCAAAUUCAGUUAGUUAUAACCUGAGAGUAAGAUGUUAAGAUAUUUGGUGUCCUUUAAAGAAUAGUCAAGUUUAUUAUCAAGGCAUUAAUAUUCUAAAAAUUAUCUGAGAAGAAUUGUAGGCAUUCACAGAGGGUAAUAAAAGUAUUAUGAAUAAUAUCUUGAGGUUUUUUAAUCUAAAGCUUAAAAUUCAGAAUAUUUUCAGAACUGGCCAGUCUUUCUGGCCUCUGCAUAGAGGUGAUACCACAGCAGUAAUUAACCACAUCCUUCUCUUGCUGGGUGUACAAAAUUAUGAUAUGGCUCCUUAACUUUUCUUUUUAAAAAACAAAAUGUGUGUACAUUCCUUGAUUAUGAAACAGUCCUCAGCCAUGGUUGGCAGUGUUAGAGUAUGCAGUGAUAUGGGUUUUCCAGAACCAGCACGGUGCACUGGUUAGAGUGUUGGACUAGGGCCUGAGAAACCAAAGUACAAACCCCACUCAAACCCUGAGUUGUCGCCAAGCCUAGUAAUACUCAAAGUAGACCAAUUGAAAUUAUUAAACCUAGGGUCAGUGUCAACUAUUCCAUACUACUAGCAGAAGUCAGAACAAUGACUUAAAGCUCAGUGGGUGCCCUUAGACGAGUUACUGCCUCUCACUUUAACUUACCUCACAAGUCGAUGGGAUGAUAAAAUGGGAGUUCAGGGGAGAACUAUAUGUACCUUAAGAUCCUUGGAAAAAGAUGGGAUAUAAACAAAUAAAUUAAAAAUAAAUAAUUUCCAAACCCUAAAUCAAUUGAGUCUGAUUUUACAUAAUUGAUUGUUUUAGUAAAAAUAAGAAGUGGGGAUUAGGUGAAUCAUGUUUGGGCUAGUUGAGGCUCAUCUGCAUAGCACUACCAGGGUUGCAUGCGAACUUAGCCAUUGAAGCUGUAAUGCUGUAUUCAAGCCAAAGCUUUACUUGAAAAUACUUUUCGAGAUAUAACAGCUUGGCAACAUACACUUCCUUACAUAGGGCUGUGUCCAAUGCUAGUCCUUUUCAGAGUAGACCUGUUGAACUUAAUGGACGUUACUAACAGGGGAGGAAUUCAUUGUCGUAUGAAGGAUGUUGUUCUGUCAGCACUAGUGUUUUCUGCUUGUCUUAUGGAAUGAUCUCCCCUCUUCUCCCACGACAUGCUGUUCUUAGUGUUCUCCUGCCCCUCCAGAGCAGCUUUGGGUGGGGUCCCAUUGCUUUAGUGGGAGUCAUUGUUCUGACUUCUGCUAGUAGUAUGGAAUAGUUGACACUGACCCUAGGUUUAAUAAUUUCAAUUGGUCUACUUUGAGUAUUACUAGGCUUGGCUACAACUCAGGGUUUGAAAUUUAAAGGAAAACAAACACACAAAAAUAUGUUUAUAUUUAUUACAUAUUCAUGCACACUUCUGAGGGAUAGUGAUCUACAAAAUGUUAAUCACAACUUUGAAACUGCAGAGUUUGACUGUUUUAUGUGUAACUAAUGAAUUUUAUGAAAUAAUGGAUUUUUACAAAUGGGAAAACAUUAGAAAGUUUUUCUACCUUGCAUCACUGAUAUGUGCUUCAAAAGGUAUCUAUCUUGAAUGUCUGAAGCAUUUCAAGAACUCAUACAGUAUGGACAUGUUCUUGGAAGAGGCAGGCAAGUCAAAGUCCUUUCCUGCAGGAGGCUUGCCACAAUUUGUGUAUUUAAUUAAUAUUUAGGUGUUUCUGAAUUUCUGCUUGAACCAGCUCUGCUGAUGUACUCCUCUAUGAAGAAUGUCUCAGUUUUCAAGCCUAAUUCUACCUGCCUGAUUCCAGGCUGAGGUAGUAGUUUGUACAGUUUGAGGGUCUAUGAUACCACCCGGUACAGGAGAUAACUGUACAGGCCACUGCCUUGCCUGGGACAGAGCUUUAUCUGCUAAAACAAGGCGCUUCCUCCCUGCAUUCGUUUGGUGCCAGGUAACUGUUGCUACUUAAAGACCAUCAGUCUCUCUCAAAUGUGUGUGUGUUUAAACAAUAGAUUCAGGAAUUUAAAAAACCUGUGCAUUGCAGUGUGCAUGGUAGAGAGUUGGCUCUUCAGACUAGCAUGUCUGUCCUGGGCAUUCAUUUUUGGCUUGCAAAAUUGUUCUUCAAAAUGUGGCUACGUCCCUCUGCAUGUUCUUAUCAGUUUCACUGGAAAAUACUUAAGCACAUUAUUUUUCAUGCGAUUAAAGGGCUGCAAAAUGUGUGGGUUCUGCAUCCUUACUUUCCACUUGGGAGUUGAAAUUCUCAUCUUAUUUGCUCUCCCACUAUAGUUUGUCUUUUGAAGAAGCUGACUUAUUUACGUCAACAUUUAUAAAUAUAACUUUGAGUAAAGACUGAGAAAUAAUUUUACAAGAUUAGUUUUAUCUGCUGUAUAACUUACUUAACUGUAACGAGUACAAACCAAAAAAGUAUGUUGAAAAUACUGAUUGAGAAAUACUGCAAAUGUAAUGCAAGUGAUCAAUCUCAAUGUUCUAUUCGUGAUUAUAUACAUGUUUAAGCAUUGCUAUUUAGUUGUCUUUUACUUGUUUACUUCUGUUCGUUUCUUUUUAUCCAGAAGUAGUUUUCAGAGUUCAGUAUCCCAGAAUUCUCAUUUUAACUGCAGUUGUUGAGCUGAGGUGGUUGGCACUUGGAUAAGGUUUACAUGACUGCUAAAUUCUUAACACAGCUAAAAGUUAAACAAACUGCAGGUAGAGAAAUGGUUAUAUUUUUUAGACAGAAAGUACAGUAUAUUAUUCCUACUGGCUCAAACCUAAAACAUUUUCAUGCUGGGACAUGCAAGUACUGUACUAUUUUGCUCAGGCUCUGCCAGAAGACUGUACUUCAUGGCUUCAAUUUUAACCCACACAAUAACUGUGUUUCAAGAAAAAUAACUGUCUCUAUUGAAAUAAACAAACUGUUAUUACUGGCCAGGUGAUGCAGGGUUGCUGUAUAAUAUUGUUUGCCUUGUUGAUUUCUUGUAGAUACAAUCAGAUACCUCUCUCUGCACGACAAUAAAUACAUCAGAUACUUCCCAGGACAUAGCAAAAGGUAAGAUGAGUAGUGCACUCGUAAUUUUGCUGGUAAAGAAGCAGGAAUAACGGUGCAUUUUGUUGAAUUUUUAUCUUGUUUAAAUUGGCAAGAAUGAAAGAUGAAAAAAUAGUUUUGUGUCAUUUAUUUUUAUCUCACCUUCAGAGUUGUUGCUCUGUCCAUGUCUCCAGUGGAUGAUACCUUUAUUUCUGGGUCGCUUGAUAAGACCAUCAGACUUUGGGAUCUUCGAUCUCCAAAUUGCCAGGUAUUGAGUAUUGGUUAAUGGGUAGUCGGCAUAAGGUGCACUGGAGGGCUGCUUCAGAAUAUAGAAUAGACUGUAGAGCAUAGUAUUCAAUUCCACUAAAAGAUGGUGUGUUACCAAAGGAAUUACAAGCCUAUAAAUCUGUUCUGUGCAUCAGCUUGAGCCUUUUCUCUAAUACUAAUUGCCAGAAUUUGUGGUGGUUCAGCAUUGGAAUCACAACUGGGGAGGGAAAUGUUCACCUCCCCAUCUGUUGUGGUCCCAAAGAACAUUUUCCCUCCAUGCACACACUUCUUAGUGAUAUUUUUAAACCUUAUGCAUGGUUGUUACCCACACAAUUAUAGCAAAUAUUCAGCCUAUGGGUAUGUAUCCAGUUUCUUCCUCAAAAGCUGCAACUCUGGGAUGAAGAGAAUUAUUCUAUUGAUGAAGAGCAAGGUAGUUGUAGGAAGCACUGGAAUCUGAUUGGAUAUCUCGGUUACAUUAUUUGAUUUCUAAAUAUAUCAAGGACACAAAUAAACAUUAAUUUGCAACUUUGAUUGAUAUCUUAGCCUUUGAUUUAGUAAAUAAGGACCAGCUGCGGCUCACAAGUUCGCCAGUACUAAUAUUGACAAAAGGUUACUGUGACUUGUACAGACUCUGCAUUAGAACACUCCCCUGCAAUUAAGAGUGUGCAUUAAUGAUGUUUUAAUAUAAGCAGUUUUGAUAAAAACGGGUAAAGGAGAGAUAUAGUUUGGUCCCACUUUUCAUUUUUUGCAUAAACAACAUUGUUGCAGAAAUGUCUGCUUUGGUGGAAUGAAUGAUUUCAGCUCUGCUUUAUGCCAAUAACGUAGCAUUGUUAUCAUGAAGUAAGAUACAGUGCUACCUCAGGUUAAGUACUUAAUUCCUUCCGGAGGUCCGUACUUAACCUGAAACUGUUCUUAAUCUGAAGUACCACUUUAGCUAAUGGGGCCUCCUGCCGCCACCGCCGCGCCACCAGAGCCCGAUUUCUGUUCUUAUCCUGAAGCAAAGUUCUUAACCUGAAGCACUAUUUCAGGCUUAGUGGAGUGUGUAACCUGAAGCGUAUGUAACCCGAGGUACCACUGUAGGCUUAACUAACAUUGUCUAAAUUUGAAUCACUGUAGGAAGUAAUCAAGCACUCUUAGGUUAUGUUUGCUUAAAUAUCCCAAAAAUGUAAAUGGCUGCUUGAUGGCCAAAUGUGUAAACACAAACAGGCAUUUAGAUACCUGCUACCUUUUUCUUGGUGAAACGUUAACUGGGAAAUUUCAGAUAGCUGCUGUCAAAACAUCUGUUCAGAUUCAAAAGCAGAUAGUUCCUAUUUUGAGUAUUUUCUCUGCCAAUGCUUUAGCUCUGAGGCUGAGCUUUGGGGAGGAGUAAAAUCAGAACUAUAAUUAAAUAAAUUUUAAACAAAGAUCUUAGGACUCCCUAUAUGAACACCAUCAAUUCCUCUUAGAUCCAACUUUAGCUUAUCUUUUGUAGCUGGACCUAACGGUCAGGGGUCCCUUUACUUUUACCUUUACCUUUAAACAAAAUGAAUAUAUCUUAACUAAAUUAUAUUCAUUGGAACACCUAAGUGUCAGAUGGCGAGGGUGGCUGCUCACGAGUAAGCAGGCAGGACUCCAACCUGUCUUUUACAGGUUUUAUUUUGGUGCAAACUAUUUACAGUGCAGAAACCCAAAGUUCAUGCCUGCCUCAAUCGCUAGCAGAAUCUGGGAGUGCCUGUUUCCUGGACCUCCUCCAGCAUAAAAGCCUCGUUACGUCCAGCCUUUUCCGUCCCUCUUUGCGCUUUAGACUUCUGCGCAGGGUGGGCGACAGAGGGGGGCGUGCUUCCCUCCUGGCCGGCUUUGCCAGAAGUGGUGCUGAGGCUCCCACCAGCAUCCUCUGGUCCUUUCACCUCUUCUCCACUGGAGGUGGGGUUUUCCUCAUCACUGGAAGAAGAACUGCCUUGCAAGAUUUUCGGAGGCUCCCUGUAACACAACUGCCCCUCUGUUUCCCGCCCCUGUUCUGAUGCAGUUCCCUGACAGUCAUGUGCAGAGUUGUCAAAAAACCAAGUAAACUGUAAUUUAGCAAUUGUUUAUGAGGUCCAGAAAAAUGGUGUAAUUUAUAAUAUGUUUCUCAUAAGAUUAUGCCAAGGCACAUUACCUAUAAAUACUAACUUUCCUUGGUUCUUCACGGAGCUUAGACUCAAGUAAUGCCACCCAUAUAUAUUUAAUGGAGUUUUACAGGUAUCUGUGGCACCAAUGAAAAUGUGGGUUUGGCUGUAAUCAUAUAGACAUAAUUCACAACUAAGUUUUUUCAAUUAUAUGUUGAACCAUGGAAAUUUUAAAUAAUCUCUUAACAGUGUUGUGAUAGAACAAUACAAGAUAUUGUGAUAUAAUUGUUAAUACAUAGUUUUAUAUUUAUAUGCUGGCAUUGCUUGCCACAGUAGUUAGGAAACUACAUGCAUACCUGUUAGUGAUUCAUCUUUGUUAAUGAUUCACAUUUAAUCAUUCCAACUCAGUAUUCUGGUUUAGAAAUAUAGUGGGCAUGAAUUCUAUUAUUAUUAUUAUUAUUAUUAUUAUUAUUAAUUAUAAUAUAAUGUAUAAUGCAUAUUGUUGACUGUGAGAGAGAGUGCAUGCGUUCUUGCUUGUAUUGUGAUUUAACAGUAAUAGAAAUAACACAUUUUGUUUUAUGUGGAGUAAUUUAUUUUAAUUUCCCAAAUUAAAGGGCUUGAUGCAUCCUCAAGGGAAGCCUGUGUGUUCAUUUGAUCCAGAGGGGCUGAUUUUUGCAGCUGGGGUCAAUUCCGAAAUGGUGAAGCUUUAUGAUCUUCGCUCAUUUGAUAAGGUAUGUAAUGUUCAGGUGCAUUUGAGAUUGUAAACAUUCCCAAGAGAUCUCUAUAAACAUUUCUGUAACGGGCAGAAUUCCUGUGAUUCAGAUAUAAUGCAUUUAACUCUAGAAAACAAAAGUCAUACUCUAGAUCUAUUAAAGUAAAACGUAAUUUUUGUUAAGUGGUCCUGAGUUUUCAUUCAUGUUGGAAGAAUGCCCUAUCUGAUCAGGGUCUAUCUAGACCAGCAUUCUUUGCCAGCGUCCCAGUGACCAAGAGAUGCUCACUGGCUCCCUUCAGUCUUCUCACAACAAAAAUAAUUCUGUAUGACUGUGUUUGUGCAGGUUCAUGUUAACUUUCAUAAAUAGAAUGAUUGAGAUGGUUCCGCUAUAUGCCCUCAUUUGGUUUCCUUUCUUGAAGGGUCCAUUUGCUACCUUUAAGAUGCAGUAUGACCGAACCUGUGAGUGGACUGGUUUGAAGUUCAGCAGUGAUGGUAAACUUGUUCUUAUAUCAACCAAUGGAGGGUUCAUCCGACUCAUAGAUGCCUUUAAAGGAGCUGUUCUUCAUACAUUUGCGGUGAGGCUGCUUUCCUUACUUUCUGGGGUGCUCUCUGUCUUAAACUUCCUUAGUUAUAGGUGAGAUGUACCGUAUUUUUUGCUCCAUAAGACACACUUUUUUCCUCCUAAAAAGUAAGGGGAAAUGUGUGUGCGUCUUAUGGCGCGAAUGCAGGCUGCGCAGCUAUCUCUGAAGCCAGCACAGCAAGAGGGAGAGCUGCGCAGCACCUCUUGUUGUGCUGCCUUUCCAGCGAAGCGGGAGGAGGGACAGAAGGGAGCCCUUACGGAGCCCCUUCCGUCCCUCAUCCUGCUUCACUGGGAAGCCAGCAGACCAAGAGGCGCUGCACAGCUCUCCCUCUUGCUGUGCUGGCUUCAGCGAUAGCUUAAGAGGCUUUGCACAGCAAGAGGGAGAGCUGCGUUAGGGCACCCUUCCGUCCCUAAUCCUGCUUCGCUGGGAAGGCAGCACAACAAGAGGCGCUGUGCAGCUCUUUCUCUUGCUGUGCUGGCUUCAGAGAUAGCUGCACAGCUUGCUCUGGUUUUCAGGGAGGUGGGAGACGGGACAGAGGGAAGUCCAUCAGUCCCUUUUUCCACCUCCCGAAAAAGCCAGCAAGAGCCACUCUAUCUUUAAAGAGCCGCGCCGAGCGAGCGUGUCUGCGGCUCUUGCUGGCUUUUCUUCUUUUUCUUCUCUAAAAACUAGGUGCGUCUUAUGGUCGGGUGUGUCUUAUAGAGCAAAAAAAUAUGGUAUUGCACAGAUCCACUAGUAUUGUUUUAAAGAUUUCUCAGCUGUUCAUCUUUCAACAAUCAUUCUGUCUAAAUGUUCAUGUUACAGACAUUUUUAGGAGGCACUAUCAGGCGCUUCUUCCAUAAACCUAUUACUGUUUGGUGGAAAUCAGGGUUCAAUAUUGCAGCCCAGCAGACAAGGCUUAAACCAAUAAGAGUGACAAGUGAGUCAGUAGUGCAACUGAAACAGUAAUUUAUUAAGCAGACUAUCCAAUGCAAGUGUAAUAGAUAAAGAAAGCAGAUAAAGCAUGAAUUCUUUACAUAACAGUACUUGGUAUUGCAUUGCAAUGUCCUCCUACAGUCCUCUUGUUCAUCUACUUAAGACGUGAUUAUUCUAAGUUCCAUAGUAGUUCAUAAUUAACAGUGACCAUCAAUAUCAAUGGAUCUCAUGGUCCUUUCUGUAUCCUUUGAGAGACAAAGUAAGCCUACCCUACUCCUGUCCUUUAUAGGUUUUUAUAUUGAUCAUAGGUGGGAACAAUUUUUUCCACCCACUUUGUUUACCCAGUUUUCUCCUGUAAUGUCAUCUUAGCUUCUAUCAUUUAGUGGCUUCAUUAUUCACCAAGCCACCAGACAAGACGUUCCUCAUUCUCUUAUCAGCCCAUGGUGUUGCACAUGCUGCUUCUGUUUUUUUGGUUUUUUUUUAAGUAAUAUUUAUUAAGAUUUGAAAGGUUACAAAAAGAAAAAAAAACAGCAUACUAAACAAAAACAGAACAUCACAUCACAAUAAAGAAAAAAAAAGAAAAAAAAGAAAGAAAAAAAUACAAUGAAUCUUCCCAUAACUUACCUUUCAUUUGUUUGUUUCCUUGACCUCCUCACACCUCCCUUUUUUGUAUUCUAGUUCAAUUAGCUAUUUCAGCAAGUCCUUUCCAUCUUUUCCAGUUUUUGUCCUCUAUUUUAUCUUAAUAUAAUGUUACUUUACUUUCCCUCCUUUCACCAUUUAACAAUCUGUUUUUUUUCUUAACCCUUUACGGUAUCUCUGCUAAAACCACAUUAUUUCAUUCCAACAUCCUUCUAACAUUCCUUAAUGUCUUCCAAUACUUCACGAUGAGUAUUCUUUCUGCUGUUGUGGCAUACAUAAAGAAAGGUCUAUCCUUUUUUGGCACCAAUUGGCCGACCAUGCCCAGGAGAAAGGCCUCUGGUUUCUUCAGGAAGGUAUAUUUAAAUACCUUUUUCAUUUCAUUAUAAAUCAUCUCCCAGAAUGUCUUAAUCCUUGGGCAUGUCCACCAAAGGUGAAAAAAUGUACCUUCAGUCUCUUUACAUUUCCAACAUUUAUUAUCGGGCAAGUGAUAUAUUUUUGCAAGCUUGACUGGUGUCAUGUACCACCUGUAGAUCAUUUUCAUUAUAUUCUCUCUUAGGGCAUUACAUGCCGUAAACUUCAUACCUGUGGUCCAUAACUGUUCCCAGUCAGCCAUCAUAAUAUUAUGUCCUACAUCUUGUGCCCAUUUAAUCAUAGUUGAUUUCACCGUUUCAUCCUGAGUAUUCCAUUUCAACAGCAAGUUAUACAUUCUUGACAAGUUCUUAGUUUUGGGAUCUAACAGUUCUGUUUCCAAUUUUGAUUUUUCCACCUGGAAGCCAAUUUUUUUAUCCAAAUUGUACGCCUCCAUUAUUUGAUGAUAAUAAUGGAGCCAGUCUCGCACUCUAUUUUUUAAUUUUUCAAAACUCUGCAGUUUUAAUCUGUCUCCCUCUUGUUCCAAAAUUUCCCAAUAUUUCGGCCAAUUGGCCUCCAUAUUGAGCUUUUUCUGAGCCUUCGCUUCCAUUGGUGACAGCCACCUUGGGGUUUUAUUUUCAAGCAAGUCCUUAUAUCUUAUCCAGACAUUAAACAGUGCUUUUCUGACAAUAUGGUUUUUAAACGCUUUAUGUGCUUUAACCUUGUCAUACCACAAAUAUGCAUGCCACCCAAAUACGUUGUUAAAACCUUCUAGGUCCAGCACGUCAGUGUUUUCAAGAAGAACCCUGUACUGCACAUGCUGCUUCUGUAUGACACAGGUUAUGCUGAGCCAAACUCUUUUACUGCAGUAGUUCAUCAAGGGCCCAGUAGUUCUCUAGGUCUGGCAGGAUUAGAUUGUCAGCACAUCAGUUUCUUUUAUUAAUAUCCCUUUAAUUUCAAGAAUACUUCAAAUAUUUACAGUUUCUGCCUAAUUGCCAUUUACUUCCCAAAAUCUUCGAUCACUCUUUCUAACCCAGGUAACUAAAGGAUUUCAUGUGUAUCAUCUUCUGGACUCUAGUGGAUUCUUGCUUCUUAGCAUGAGGCAUUGACUUGCUUUUCUUGCCUCCAAACUCACUUUUCCUUUUUCUUUGCAGGGAUUUAACAACACAAAAGCUGUUACACUGGAAGCUUCAUUCACCCCAGACUCUCAGUUUAUAAUGAUUGGUAAGAGAGCCACACUCCUUUAUGUAACUGGGGAACACCAAGUUUGAAAAGUAAUUUCAGUGUCACUUCCAAUGCAGCCUAUGGCCUGAAAAGAUUUCUGCCCUUCUGGGGUGUAUCUGGCUGUUUUGUAUAUAUUGGCUGUGCCAUCAGUUGAAAAUCAGUUGGGUUGCUUAAUUAAUUGGUCUCCUGUUGGUGCUUCAUACUAAUAUUGCAUAAUCCAAUUUACAGGAUCAGAGGAUGGGAAGAUCCACGUCUGGAAUGGAGAGACUGGAAUGAAAGUCGCAGUGCUAGAUGGGAAGCACACAGGCCCUAUUACCUGUUUACAGUUCAACCCAAGAUUUAUGACCUUUGCCAGUGCAUGUUCCAAUAUGGUAAGGAGACAAUAUGUUUCUACAGAACCCCAGCCAAAUUGAAUAUGUGCAUGCUUCGGACAAAUGGGCACUCCUUAUGGGUGUUUGAAAGUGAGUACAGCUUUUUAUAGGGAUGAGGACCUUGUCAAAGCAGAGUUGAUUGCAGAGAAAUCUACUUGCAUUCAAGCCCCCUGCAGGGGAAGGUCAGGGACCCUGUGUGUGCAUACGAUGCUGUGAGGCUUGUGUGUGCACUCCUGUCCCCUUAACAUACUUACAGAACAGUGCACUUCAAAAUGCACAUGGACUGUGUAAGCAGGAAGUAUAAACUCUCAAUUUAUAUUGAACAGUUCUUUGUAAUUAGAAAAUUGGCAGACAUACUAGAAUCACACUGAUUUUGUUUCUUCUUUCAGGCCUUUUGGUUACCCACUAUAGAUGACUAAUUCCGGAUUCAUCUUUUCCAUUGGACAGUUUUCAAAUUGUACUGACAGCAAGGUAUUUGUGAAGACUGUAAUAGAAGUACUGGGAUUACAUCGCAGACUUGAAUGCUCCCAUGCAGCACAUCCUAUUUAUAUUUUGGUAUGCCAGGCUCUUUGCUGCAUCCCUUCAAAAGGAUUUUUUCAUUUGGCUGCGCACCUACCAGUUCAGGAACUUGAGAUCCUAGCAAGUAUCGUCCCGAAUUGUAGCAGAGCUUUGGUUUAAUAUUGGCACAGCAAAUACAUGUUGAUACAUCAGUCCCUUUUGUUUUUAAUUGAGGGUUAUCAAUUGUAAGCUCCUAGGAUUCUGGGCUUGUUUAAAAACAAACUUUCCAGAAUGUUUUCUCUGUUCUGAAAUAUCAACAGUAAAUACACUCUGCACUCCUUAAGUGCUUCUCUGUGCCACAUAAAUCUUUGUGCCAUAUAUACAGCAACUACCCCAUUCUUGGAGAAAGCUUAUUAUGCUACUAAUACUCCCAUGAGACUUUAUAGACAUUUUGGAUUCCUCGACAUGGCAGUGUCGAGGACAUGCAGGGACUUGGCAUGGAUGAUCCUAAGCAAUAAAGAAGUUUUCAGCUGUAAAAUGCAUUUAAAAACAGACUGGAUGGAAAUGCAUUCUCUGUACCCCUUCUUUCAGUGUAAUUGCAACUGAUUAUGUAAAUAUGGGGAGGGGGUGGAUGGAGCAUAUUUUUUUACUUUUAGAUAUUAAAAAGUAACAUUUGGACCAAUACAGUAUUGUGGAAUUAGUCUUGGUUCUUCACCUGCCUUUCACACAUCGGUCUUCCUGUUCUCCAUACUUCCAUUCCAUUCCUCCAAGGCUAGGCACAGCUUGUACUGCCCCCUUCCCUAAAUAUUUACACCCAUUGUGAAUGGGGUCAUUCUGUUAGUGCAAAUUUAGUUAACUCUGUCAAACUAACUUGAUGGGACUGCAGAAUUUCCAGUUUGUUUCCAGCUUGUUUGCUUUCUUGGCCUGUGAGUCCUUUUGCUGAAGAACAAAGGGACAUGUAAGUAAGCAUGUCAUGUGGCAACAGGAAAUGAAAUCAAGGUCAGCUGUUCUAUUAUAGUGAUGUGCAUCUGGGCCUACUGCUUUGUAGUCUUCACAACCAAGUACUUAAAACUAGUGUCUGUACAUUUCAACAAUUAUCAUCCAAGUAAGCACAAUUUCAGUGCUUCAUGCUCUAGUGAUUUUGAACUCCCAUGAAGCCCUCACUCUUAAAGCCACUAGCAUUUUGAUACGGAACCAUGUUUCCUUUGGCUACAUCCUGGCUUUGCUAAGUGUUGUUCACACCUUAACUUUCCUCUGCAUUUAGAACAUGCUCUGGUGGUACAUGUUACAGUACUGCAUCCCAGGCAUUCUCUACAUCCUCCACAAAGAGCUGCUGCGCAGGAGCUGAGGAAUGUAACAUUUUAAGUUUGAGCUGCUGGGGUAGAUAACUCCAAUUGCCUUAUUAUUAACUAAAUCGCAUGGGUUUUUGUUGUGUUUGUUUCCAGCGGUUGCUCACUCUGCAGAGAUAAUGGCUGGAUCUCUCCUGAGCCUGCCAAAGUUCAAGGAUGCAGGUAGCCGCAGCUCAGGGAUUUGCCUCAGCUGCAUCAGCACACAACCUCCUGGCUUCUUCUGUUUUAAUUCACAGUAUGGCAGCACUAGCAGGACUGUCAGAUGCAGUGUUGAGAGCCAGGGGCAGCACUAUUACAUCAAUUAUGUUCUUGGCAGUAAUUCAUUUGCAUGGUGCUGCACUGAGCUGCAUGUUCUUUUCUACGAGCAGUUCAGUUAAUUUUUUUUAAUCAUAAAAUCUUGCCCACUCUGCCACAAAAAGAGAAGUCAAUGAGUGCUUUACUUUUUGCCUUGAGUAAGCUGCUACUCUACUGAAGCUGGUUCUCAGUAGGCAGUGGAGUGUAUGUGUACUGCAUUUACUUUUGCCGGGAGCUAGUUUUGAUCAAACCAUUUUUUAAAGAAAAGCACUGUUUGCAAAUGAACUCAUAUUUGUUAACUGUAUUAUGUAUCCUAAGUUACAUGUUGCAUUUUGUAAACCUGUAUUUGCAGACUUUACAGAUACGUUAAAGUCAAGAAUAAAUUGCAGUAUUAAGACACAAGGAGCACUGCUGUCCUCCAUUAACUUUGCCACGUAGUGUUCCCACCAUGUAUGUAAUGGAUGUUUCCUGGCUACAGUAUUUCUUCACUCUUGAACAUACUGUAUCCUUCCAGCAAAGUGUGCAAGUCAUCAAUUUUUCCAGAGUCACCGAAGCUAAAAUAGAUGCAUCUUCUGAAGCAGUUGCUAGAUGUUAAGAUAAAGAUUUUAUGAAGAUCUACUGCACUGCCAGGAGGUAAGAUUCUAAGGCCUGUUCAGUUAUGAAAGUGACCCUCAAACCUCUUAACUUUUUUUUUUUUUUAAAACAUAGGUUUAUUGGCCCUAAAUGUUUUACACCAAGGAAGGGGAACCUUAUCCCUGGGUGGCCAAAUGUGGCCUUCUAGUUCACACAACUUCACUAGAGUCCAGCCUCCACCAUUUCCCCAAGUGAUUUUAUCUGUCUGCAAUGUGUUCUUGAUCUGUCUUACUUGCCUAGAUGGAAGACUGAGGGUUGUGCAGCUAAUAAAAACCAGACUGCAACGUAGAAUAAUAUAUAAAGGGAAGAGUCACAACUGCUGCUCUGACCUAUUUAAAACCCCCAUAUAGUUGCCCAUGAGUGAAUGUGGCCCGUGGACUGAAAAAGUUUUCCCCACCUGUGCGCAGAUAGUCUAUUAGAGAAAUGGGAGCACUGUUGGUCAAACAAUUCUGGGCAAAAACUUGGGUAAUUUGUUUCUGCUUCUGUUCUAUAAAAAUACACGUAGUUUGGUUUUAGACUUUUAUAGCAUGUAGGUGUAUGGUAGACUAUGUGUUCAGCUUUAAUAAUAUGUAUGCCUGUUUGCUUACUCUUCCAUCUGGACUCAUUUUAAAAAAAUAUCUGUUAAGUGGUUCCAUAUGCAAGCUACUGUCUUGGUGCUUACAACUUACUAUUGCCCGUUUAACUCUCAGCUUCAUAGCUUUAUAGAGUACUGCCCAUUUCAAAAGAGAUAAAUGAGGAUGCAUUAGGAAUUAUAGUUUUAAUCAAAGAAUGAACUUCACUGGGUAUGUGAGCUAAGGCUGCAGUCUCAUGCAGAAACAAAUCCCAUUAAAACCUGACUGGCUUGUCUAACAAGGAACAGAAUGUGUGUAAAGUUGUCAUGAAAUGCUAAAUACAGUGUUUGUACAAAAAUAUAUUGUAGGUUGAUUUUACUGUUAAACCAUGUAUGCUGUUUGAAGAGAGUAUUGUACCUGUAGGAGACAAGACUGUCUUUGGUCAUCUCCUUCUGCCCCCUUCAGUUUUCCUUUUCUAAAUGGCACUCAAAAUUGUAGGGUUUUAGAAGCUACUGAGUAGUUUGGCCCUCAUUGGCCCAUAUUGAUGGUUUGUUAUUUUUAAAAUAAUGUUCUGUCUUCUAGGUAUGCUGGUAAGAGGAUAGGUAGCAAUAUGCUUUAGUUAACCUGGGGGUAGUCAACCUUUUUAUACCUACCGCCCACUAAGGCAUCUUUCUUGAUGGUAAAAUUUCCUUACCGUCUACCAGUGCUUGAUGGAAGGAUUCAGCUUGUGCCGUAGAACCCCCUACCACCCACCUAGAAUCCUGAAACGCCCACUAGUAGGGACCAGGUUGACAACCCCUGGGUUAACCUAUCUGGCUUGGAUUUGCAUUGAGAUGGAUGUGCCAUGAAGAAUUGUUCUGAGGCAUAGUGAGGAUGUUACACGUUACCAUAGCAAACCCAUCCCAUGUUAGCUAGGGCUGUUUCAUACUCAGAACAUAUUAAAGUUUCUGAUGGAAAACCCAUUUACCACCAAUGGAAAAAGCAGGAUGCAGUCGUAUGAGACAGACCAGCGGAUUCUGUUUAUCUCUUUAGUUAAAACAGAAAUAAUUAAAUACAUUAUGCAGUUAGAAUGAUUCUCAAUUUGGUGUUUUUUAUGCUGAACUUUACUGCAGGGUAUAUCUGUCAACUUGAAUAAAUGUACCAUUUAUUUUAAAAUAAAAACUAGAUAUUUUAUUGCAUUUAAAAAUAACCAUGUUUAAGUCACAACAAUAUACAAAAUUAUAAACAAAAUACAAGGUUGUCUGACCUAAAAAAAGAAUUAUUUUUUUUUUUAAAGUGCUCACCACGUACCAGUACCUCAGCUUCAGCUUGAAGUUUUGAGGCAAAACUUGGUAAACACUAUAUUUAAUACAGAUUCCAUUAAAAGACUGGGCAAACCCCUGUACAGAAUUGUUGCAUGAAAAGCACUGGGACUUUCACUUAGUGGUUUGUGGUCAUGUUUUCAGUGUAUUGAUGUAGCUUAACAUCUUGCUGUAACUUCUGUGAGCCAUGAUAGAAGCUGUUUAGCUUGGUACAUUUUGUAAGAUAUACAAAGUUGCUGCUAAAAUCCCAUUUAAGAAUAAAAUGGAUUAAGUUC